This is a messenger RNA of Spirometra erinaceieuropaei, 1414 nucleotides long. The record is from the annotation of a GenBank genome assembly. Lineage: Eukaryota; Metazoa; Platyhelminthes; Cestoda; Diphyllobothriidea; Diphyllobothriidae.
AUGCUCCCCAAUACCACCGAGACGGCGCCACGCUUCGUACUUGACACGGACGCCACUGCCUUCGCCAUGGGAGGUGUCCUUUCGCAAACCGACGAUAACGGCCUAGAAUGCGUUAUCUGUUUCGCUAGCAAAACACCCACCAAGCCACAACGAAAUUACUGCACAUAUCGACGCGACCUAUUGGCCAUAGUCACCAUCGUUAAACAAUUUCGGCUAUAUAUGCUAGGUAAGCCGUUCGUCAUACGCUCCGAUCAUAAGGCUCUGCAAUGGCUACAAAACACGAAGGACGCAGAGGGCCAACCGGCUCGCUGGCAGGAAAUGUUACAGGAAUAUCAUUUCACUUGUACAUACCGCUAUUGCGACAAGAUGCAGUGUCGCUCACCAAUACAAUCUUCAACAACUGGAUUUGUCGGUUCGGUGUUCCGUUGUCAAUACAUUCCGACUGCGGGGCUAACUUCGACAGCAAACUGCUGCAAGAGGUCUGUGACCUCCUCGAUAUCUACAAGACCCGCACCACUCCAGCACAUCCCGAAGGCAACGGAUUGGUGGAACGAACCAACCGCACACUUAAUCAACUGUUGAAGGCGUUCGCCGAAGACCAUCAUCCUAACGACUGGGAUAAACGUCUACCGUGUGCCAUGAUGGCGUACCGUGCUAACACACACACGUCAACUGGCAACCCACCUUUCUUUAUGCUAACAGGACGUCAAUUUCGCCUUCCCGCAGAUUCACGGUUCCCACAACCCGCCGCAAACGAAUACGCACCAGAUAGCUACGUAUGGCAGCUGCAGGAUUUGCUACGCUCCACCUACACCCUCGCACAUAACUACCUAGGAGCGGCCGCCGAACGACAGAAAACAUACUUUGAUCGUCAGGUUCAGGGCAACCCCUACCAACUAGGCGAUCUGGUUUGGCGUUUCCGGCCAGUACCGCCCUUAGGGACGGUGGCCAAGUUCUUUCAUCCGUGGGAAGGACCAUUCGUUGUUGUCGACGUCAUACACCGCACCACGUAUGUAUUGCGUGAUGCUUCACGCCCCGAUGGACCCACCUUCACCACCAAUUUCGACAAGCUAAAACCUUACAGAGGACGGCUACCCACCGCCACCGCGGACGUAACCCCCAUCAUUCCCUCACAUUUAGUCCCCACCCCAGUGGUUGAAGAAACAGUGGGCAUGACCCAACCAGACAGCCCUGCGGACAGGGCUCCAUCUGAGGAAGGGGUAGGUAAGAACCGGAAAGGCAGGUUUGUUUAAAAGAGAGAAAAAAACGGGCGAGCGGGAAGAAAGGAGGCGGGAGGUUUCGCGCCGUGAUUUGAGUGCGUCUUCUCUCUGGUAUUUCAGGUGAGGACAGCGAACGUGAGCAAGGAAACGCCCAAAAUCCCGUGGAUAUCGUACCUCCGGAACUACCUCCCUGA